AUGUGUAUUGCACGCUUGGCUGAGAUUUUCCUGCAGUCGACGCUCCGUUUCCAAGCCGAUCCUACUCCAUUUCCUUUCGAGCGCCUACCUCCCGAACUUCGUCUGCAGGUGUACCGCGAAGCCGUUGGCGGUGCUGCAUGUUGCCAGUUGUAUCAAAAAACUGUCAGCAGUGCUGUACGUCGCCGAGUCAACCCUGACGACACGAUUAUGGUCAUUCCGUUUCGUACCAAGAAAAAGGGUCUCCAGUUCUGGUUUGGGCAUCCUCCCAAGGGUGAAUCGAGGGAGAUCAAUCUCGGCAUUCUUGCCGCAAGCAGGCAGACACACGAUGAAGCUAUUGCCGUUCUGUACCAGUUCCGUAACUUUGACUUCGGACUCAGCAUCAACGGUGUCGUGCCAUUCCUUCUGAGUCUUUCACAGCACGCCCGGGAAAAUUUGAGUGGGAUUACCAUGGAUCUCCACAACAAAUGGAAGCCUUGCCGGCACAGGGGGCCAGACAACCAGGCAGACUGGAGCAAAGCUUGCAUCUACAUUGGGGAAAACGUGAACCUUAAGACAUUGUCCGUCUCCAUCAAUGUCAAAGUUGACGCGGGAUUCAGAGACCUCAAGUGGGUCAAAGAUCUCGUGAAGAUCAAGAAUCUUAGAUACUUGACGCUACAGGUAAUCCAGCACCACAGCAUCGGUCCAGUUCCGGUCAUAGCUAGCGACAAGGAGGGUUCGCUGUCAGCUACUGAGGAUAGUGUCAGUGAGCAUUUGGUACCCUUCUGGUGCUUUCUGCGUGAAGAGAUGCUGGAGUGA
This is a messenger RNA of Letharia columbiana, 795 nucleotides long. RefSeq lists its product as uncharacterized. The record is from RefSeq and is a predicted model, not a curated record. Lineage: Eukaryota; Fungi; Ascomycota; Lecanoromycetes; Lecanorales; Parmeliaceae. The transcript has a single exon. The coding region runs from base 1 to 795 and encodes 264 amino acids.